Cuscuta epithymum is the source of this 981-nucleotide messenger RNA. The record is from the annotation of a GenBank genome assembly. Lineage: Eukaryota; Viridiplantae; Streptophyta; Magnoliopsida; Solanales; Convolvulaceae.
UCAGGUUGUCCAGUUUUGAAUUCUUUGGAUCUGAGUCAUUGUUGGGGAUUCACUUGCUUGGAGACCAACUCUAAAAAUUUCUGUCAGCUGCGGGUGUAUGAAAAUGAAAACGAAGGAUAUCAAGGAAGUCAAGCUCUCUUGCAAAUUUCAUCACUCUAUAUAAAACAGUUAAAUCUCCGGUUGUCUCCUAUACGAAGACAGUUGAAGCUAAAAAACAUUGCAUCCCUUGUUAGUGCUAGUUUUAAUUAUUGUGAUCCAUUUAGGCAUUUAACCGCUGACGAUGUGAGUAAUGCGAAGGAAGUUUUUGAAAAGAUUGAGCAUGUCAAGGAGCUUGAUUUGGGGCCUGGACCUGUUAAGGCUCUAGCUGGGUUGGUGCUUACUGGUUGGCUAUUUCCAAAAUAUAAGCUAAGGUGGUUGAAAAUGGAAUUGUUACGUAAUGCUUCAAAAUCCAUACCUGGCAUCUUGGGUCUGCUGGAAUCUUCACCAGACAUUGAGACAUUGGUCAUAAGUGCUCAAGUCCCCUUUAGAUUGGACCAUGACUGGGCCCCACCUGCAAAGGAUAAUUUGGUUUGUGACUUAUUGCGCUUGAAGACGAUCAAAUUCAUUAGCUUGGUAGAUCCACAACUUGAUGGUGAACCAUUGCUCACUUUGGCCCGAAUCCUUCUUAAGAGGACACCAGUAUUAGAAGAGAUGAGCGUAUAUAUCGAUUGGGAACACAUAGAUAACUAUGUCAAGAUAGAACAAACCUUGCUCAGUUACCCUAGAUCCUCACCAAAGGCUGUCAUCCAUCUAUUAAAUUGUUGACUUUUAUGUGUUUAAUUUCUCUAUGUAAAGCAUUUAGUAUUCUCUGCCUGUUUUUUCUAUUUUGCCUAACUUGCUACUAGUUGACUUUCAGUAUUUGUGGUAGAAGAUUAUUAAUGGGCAUGUAAAAACAAACCUUUCCGUGCUGAAUAUCUUGGCACCUUUUGCUUGGUACCAUUU